Dinoponera quadriceps is the source of this 607-nucleotide messenger RNA. RefSeq names its product helix-loop-helix protein 1 (gene HLH4C). The transcript is spliced from 3 exons. Gene Ontology annotation, biological process: regulation of transcription by RNA polymerase II. Lineage: Eukaryota; Metazoa; Arthropoda; Insecta; Hymenoptera; Formicidae. The coding region runs from base 236 to 565 and encodes 109 amino acids. The record is from RefSeq and is a predicted model, not a curated record. Gene Ontology annotation, molecular function: RNA polymerase II cis-regulatory region sequence-specific DNA binding; protein dimerization activity; DNA-binding transcription factor activity, RNA polymerase II-specific.
UCACACAAAGGGGGGAUGGGAAGAGUAAUGUCGCUUCGGGCCAGAUGAGAAGAAGCUCGGCGAUCUGGGAAGACGUUUUCUAUGUCGCACGCCGGGAUGGAAUGUCACAUUGCGCUUCGAGUAGCUGUGUCCCGCGAGCCGAAUCCCCCGGCGCGAUAAAAGUGAGAAGAGGAUCUUUCGCGGCGCGCCGAAGCGAGUCUCCUCGUACGAGCAACAUCCUCGAGUCGCGGUGCACAUGAAGAGCUUCACCUGCGAUUUCAUGAGCGAGGACAGGGCGGUUUCGAUGGCGAACGGCGGCCACGGCGUGGUCGUAAACGGGGUAGGCGCUCCCGUCUCGGGCACCUUGUCAAGGGAGGAGAGACGCAGGAGAAGAAGAGCUACUCAGAAGUAUCGAACCGCACACGCUACGAGAGAGAGAGUCCGAGUGGAAGCCUUCAACUUGGCGUUCGCGGAGUUGCGGAAGUUGCUGCCAACAUUGCCGCCGGACAAGAAGCUCUCGAAGAUCGAGAUACUCCGGCUGGCGAUUUGCUACAUCGCUUAUCUGAAUCACGUCCUGCAAGCUUGAACUUUCGUCGUCGUUCGACGGACGCAAUUCGAACGACCGAGA